Podarcis raffonei (Aeolian wall lizard) is the source of this 3155-nucleotide messenger RNA. RefSeq names its product TATA-box binding protein associated factor 3 (gene TAF3). Gene Ontology annotation, molecular function: protein heterodimerization activity. Bases 170 to 2941 code for a protein of 923 amino acids. The record is from RefSeq and is a predicted model, not a curated record. Gene Ontology annotation, cellular component: transcription factor TFIID complex. NCBI's taxonomy places the organism in Eukaryota, Metazoa, Chordata, Lepidosauria, Squamata, Lacertidae. The transcript has 7 exons.
GCGGUCUGCCCGGGCGACCCCAAGAUGGCGGCGGCGUCUUCGUCGUCGCGGUGGGCGCUGGUGGCGGCGGCGUUAACGGCGGGACCCCGGGGGGCGUCUGCUGCUGCUGCUGCGGGGCUGGCGGCGUCUCCGGCGUGAGGGGGAAGGCCAUGGCUGCGGGGCCGUGAGGAUGUGCGAGAGCUACUCGCGCUGGCUGCUGCGCGUGUCGACGGCGCAGGUGUGCCAGGCGCUGGGCUGGGACGCCGUGCAGCUCUCCGCCUGCGACCUCCUCACCGACGUCCUCCAGAGGUACCUGCACUCUCUGGGCCGAGGCUGCCGGCGCUACUGCGAGCUCUAUGGCCGGACAGAUCCCAUUUUGGAGGAUGUCGGUGAAGCCUUCAAUCUUAUGGGGGUCAACCUGCAUGAGCUGGAAGAUUACAUACUCAAUAUUGAGCCAGUCACUUUUGCACAUCAAAUCCCCUUAUACCCUGUCAGCAAGAAUAAUGUCCUGCAGUUCCCCCAGCCUGGAAGCAAAGAUGCAGAGGAGAGGAAAGAGUAUAUUCCUGAUUACAUGCCACCCAUUGUCUCUUCUCAAGAAGAGGAAGAGGAAGAGCAGGUGCCCACUGAUGGCGGGACUUCAGCAGAAGCCAUGCAAGUACCUUUGGAGGAAGAGGGAGAAAUGGAAGAAGAGGAGGCUGUCAACGAUGAAAACUACUUGAGCAAGAGGCCAUUAGAAAGUCCCGAAUCUGAGGAAAUGCCUGCCACGAAGCGGCCAAAACUAGCUAGCGUGAAAGGAGAUAGUCCAGAGGGGACGGUGGAACCGCGUGAGCCUCUUAGUUCCAUCAAUGCCCAGAAGGUGCCCCCCAUGCUUUCCCCGGUUUGCGUUCAGGAUGGUGCCGAUGUGGCUCCUCUCUCUCCAGAACCACCCAUACUGGCUCCCAUUGCAAAAUCGCAGUUGCCGGUUUCCAAACCGUUGGAGCCCAGAGCAUUUACACCUAAAGCAAAGGUGAAAACGAACUCCCCAGGGCAGAAGACUAAGGCGCCCAAAGUUCCUCCAUCACCAGCAGUGGCCGGAAGCCCCAUCCGCUCUCCAAAAACUGGACCCAAAGAGAAGAAAUCGCCGGGCCGAUCCAAGAGCCCCAGAAGUCCUAAGAGUCCAAAGGUUCCGGUUCAUGUCCCUCAGGUAGCAGUUAAGCAGGAGACCCCGAGUAGAACGCCCUUGGCAGCAUUGAGUGAAAAGAUGGGGAAAGAGAAUAUCCAAAUAAAACAAGGGCCAACCCCCGUUGACCCUGGGAAACCAAACAGUGAGAAUCCGGCGAAGAAAGUGGCCGUGCUUGACAAGACAAUUGAUGAUUCCAUUGAUGCUGUAAUUGCUCGUGCUUGUGCUGAACGGGACCCGGACCCAUUCGAGUUUUCCUCAGGGUCAGAAUCGGAAGGGGAUGUUUUCACUAGCCCUAAAAGACUGUCUGUGUCAGAGACUACAACCCCCAAAGCUUCUGUUUCUGCUAACAGCAGCUUAAAUAAAGCAGGGAGCACCCCAGUUCCUCCCUCUGGUGGAACGUCAAGCUCAGACAUUUCAUGGACGAUGGAUGACUCCAUAGAUGAGGUCAUUCGAAAAGCAAAUAUGGGUCCUCCUGCCAAUUUGCCGGCAAACUUCCCUUAUUUCUCAUCUCCCUCUGCUUCUCCACCAACUCCAGAGCCUCUGCUCAAAGUUUACGAGGAGAAAACUAAGCUGGCUUCCUCAGUAGAAGUUAUGAAGAAGCUGAAGAAAGAGUUGAAGACAAAAAUGAAGAAGAAGGAAAAGAACAAAGACAAGGAGAAGAAUAAAGAGAAGAACAAAGACAAGGAGAAAAACAAAGACAAGGAUAAAGACAAAGAUGGAGGCAAAGAAGUAAAAUUUCCGUGGAAGGACUUGAUCAGAGAUGAUGACUUGGAUCCGUACAAGUUCAAAAUUAAAGACUUUGAUGAUGAGCCAAAAGUCAAGGUAAAAGAUGGCAGCACCAAGAAAGAACGAGAGAAGCAUAAAGACAAGAAGAAAGAUAAGGGCAAGAAAGAUAAAGACAAGAAAGACAAGGAGAAAGUUAAAGAGAAAAAUAAAGGCAAGAAUAAAACUUCGUCAGUGCCUCUUGUUCUGCCUCCCAAAGACCUGCCCCUGCCCUUGUUCAGCACCCCGGCUGCCAUGAAACUCCCAUCGCUGUUGCCGGCCCUCCCGACGAUCCUUCCCGAAAAACUCUUUGAGGAGAAGGAGAAGCCCAAAGAAAAGAAGAAGGACAAAAAGGAGAAGAAGAAGAAGAAAGAGAGGGAGAAGGACAAGGAAAAGGAGAAGAAGGAGAAAGAGAAAGAAAAGAAGGAGAGGGAGAAGAAAGAAAGGGAAAAAGAGAAACACAAACACGAAAAACAGAUGAAAGUGGAACCUGUUGUUCCUGCGCCGUCUCCCGUGAUUCCGAGGCUGACACUGAGAGUGGGGGCUGGUCAGGACAAGAUUGUCAUCAGCAAAGUGGUGUCGGCACCGGAAGCUAAGCCAUCGGUCAUGGCUCGGCCCAAGACGCCACCGCCUCCACCAUCCCCGGCACCAGCUCCUGUCCACGUGACGCCGCCGCCUCCUCCGGUGGUUCUCCCUAUGCCUCCUGCUAUCAUUUCCCCAGCUGCGAUUCCACCACCGUCUCCUGCAAUGCCUGCUGUGGGAGGCUCCAAGGGUCCCGUUAGGAGUGUGGUGACGGAGACUGUCAGUAAUUACGUGAUCCGAGACGAAUGGGGGAACAAGAUCUGGAUCUGCCCCGGCUGCGAGAAGCCAGAUGACGGCAGUGCGAUGAUAGGCUGCGACGACUGUGACGAUUGGUACCACUGGCUUUGCGUCGGAAUCACAGCUGCUCCCCCGGAAGAAAUGCAGUGGUUCUGCUCCAGGUGUGCCAGCAAAAAGAAAGAUAAAAAACACAAGAAGGGGAAACACAGAGCACACUGAAGCCACUGGGGAGACCGGUCGGACUGUCGCUGCAGCACUUCAGCCCUGACUCCUUUCGUCGCCAUCAAGUAUUGAGGGCGAUUCUUGAGAGAAUUGGGGACAAACGCCCACUGUCCGCCUUGAGCUGGCUGCUUGCCCUUCCCUCCUUGAUGCUCCUUCGUCAAACGGUGUUGGCCUAGAUCAGGAAUUCUCUGCCACGAACUCACCGGCUGAA